CACUUCUCUCCCCCCUGCUCCCGCUAUGUCUCUUUUGUAGCCAAAGUAGCUCGCUGAACCAAUCCACCGCAGUGCCUGGGACAGAUUGAGUAAAAGAGAGCGUGAGGGAUUUAGAGGAUGGGUAAGGGGGCUUAAGGGAAAACACACAGAAGAGAGAGAGAGAGAGGGAGAGAGUCCAAAACCAACCAAACCUCCCUGGUGUGAGGGUUCUUGGCUACUGACGUGUGCGCACGACUCUCGUGGAAGGAUGAGUUCAUGUAGCAGCCGUGCGUUGACCAUCCUGUCCACGGUGUUCGGAGCCUGCGGGCUGCUGCUGGUGGGAGUGGCCGUGUCCACAGACUACUGGCUGAUCAUGGUGGAGGGCAUCAUCCUGCAGCAGAAUCAGAGCAUGGAGGUGAAGAUGGCGCUGCAUUCAGGCCUCUGGAGAGUGUGCUUCGUGGCUGGAGCAGAAAACGGGAGAUGUGUCGCAUCAGAAUACUUCACUGAACCCGAUAUUGAGAUCACCACUGAAAACACUGCAAAUAUCCUCAAGAUGGUGCGGACAGCCACGCCCUUCCCCAUGGUGUCGCUGCUCUUCGUCUUCACGGCCUUCGUCAUCAGUAACAUUGGACACAUCCGGCCUCAGCGUACUAUCCUGGCCUUUGUGUCCGGCAUCUUCUUCAUCCUCUCAGGCCUCAGUCUGGUGGUGGGUCUGGUGCUCUACAUCUCCAGUAUUAAUGACGAGGUGAUGAACCGGCCCAGGGAGCCCGAACAGUUUUUCAACUACCACUACGGCUGGUCCUUCGCCUUCGCUGCCUCUUCAUUCUUACUCAAAGAGGGGGCCGGGGUGAUGUCAGUCUAUCUGUUUAUGAAGCGCUACGCCGAGGAAGAGAUGUAUCGCCCCCACCCUGCACUCUACCGCCCCCGCCUGUCCGAGAGCAGCGACUACAGCGGCCAGUUCCUCCACCCAGAAUCCUCCUGGCCUCCGCCGAAGCGAGGCCGCAGCACCUCUGACGCCUCCAGUGACAUCUCCAUCCAGCUCAACCAGGCUCCCCCACCGCCACCCAAAAGUGGGCACCACGGGCAGGGCAGCCCCCCUUCCGGGUCUUCAUCCGCAGGGAGCUACCAAAUGCCCCCACAGUCUGCCGGCUACUCCACGCACACCCUCACCAGGUCGCAUGCCUCACAUCCCCAAGGCCAGGCUCUCCCCAUGGCCAUGCCUCCAUCGCCUGUACCUCCCCCUCACUAUCACACACACAUGCACAUGAGCGCCUCCCCCUGUUAAGAAACUGGAGCAUUAGGGAGGAAAGGAGAGACACUGACUCCUCAUAAUCACUUAUUCUGUACAUUUAGAUGUGGAUGAGGGUAAAUACUGAGCUUUGAGCACAGAUCAUGUAAGAUGAAGCGAACGGAGAGGUGAUAAAAUGUAGCUUUGGAAUAAAUAGACCAAGGACAAAGGAGGUGAUGGAGAUUGAAAGGAAAGAUUUAACAGGAUUGUGGAGAUGUGACAGACACUGUGAUGGACAGAGAAACAUUUAAACAGGGGAUGAGUGGAAAGGAAAAAUAGUAAUUCAAUUUUUCAUAACAGAAAGAGCAAAAAAAGUGUUUCUUCGAAAGACUUUAGAGGUUAGGUUGAGUGACAGAGGAGGUAUAGGGGAGGGAGAGUGAGGCAGGGAGAGCAAGGGGCUGCGGUAUAAUGCGAAGAUACCGCAGUGCUGCAGGAAAUUUGUAUGCACUUGGAAAUGUACAAUGCAAAACACUGAUCACACAGACUGAGGUUGCACAUAGUUUUAUACAUGCAUAAAUCAAAAGAAAACAUGGACUACGUACCUUUUACCAAAAGGUAAAUGUGGCAAAAUAUAUUUGUGUCUUCUCUGAAUUUCUUACAUCAUCAAGUUUCAUAACUCACAAUGUCUAAAUAGUAUUAUUAAUAUAAUUAAUUAAAAACAUUAGUUUACAAUAGAUUAAUUCUGAAAUGAGAACACUGUAUGUGAAUGUUGUUAAUCUUUGUAAAAGAAAAAAAGAAUACAGACAGAAGUGGAUGACGUUCUGAAAUAUCACAAGGAGAAAUCUACUUAAUGUUUUACAUAUUUGUUUAAGAUACAAAUUUCUAAACUUCUUGUAUAUAAAAUUGCACAUGAGGACUAUUAAUAUAGCUGUUGUAAAUUAUGAAUGAAGCUUUGGCACAAGUCACAUCAAGAAAAUGUCUGACUCAUUCUGCUUUGGAUGAAGACUGCAACAGGCGCACUACAACCAACGCUACAGCCUCUGGAUGCAGCGCAUGGUGUGAAGGAGGAACCACCGACCCUGGUGGUCUGAUGCCCUCUACUGGUCACUGUUCUCCACUGACCUUGGAUCCGUUUUGGGUCACAGGUCACAACUUCUCUGUGCACUGUUAAUUCCUCAGUGACCUGCACUGUGUGUUAGUUGAUGGUGCCGCACAAAUGAAUUGGACUGAAGCUGGUGAAUGUUAGACGAAACAAGACACGCCAUUUUGAACUGCACAUGAUUCAAGAGUUAUGCUUUAAAAACUGGUUAGAAGUAUUUUUAAAAGCUUUAACGCUGUUGAUAUAUCUAGAUAACAUUAUGAAAGUAUUAAUUACAUUUGCAUUCACUGCGCAAAGCAAAAUAACACUGUUUGUGAAACACAUGUCCUCUUAGGAGAGACCCUGCUUUUCCCAAUGUUUUCAUUGGCUAUGUGAGAAAUAUGUUUUAAUGCAAACUUUAUACUGACCUCUGUUGAUUUUAAAGAACUAACUACGGUCACCGUAGGUCAAUCUGAUUAUCUUCUUGAUUUAAUCCAAGAAUCCAAGGUUUUAUCCAAGAAAUGUAAGAAAAUAUGGAAAAAUGUCUUCGUAAUGGCACACCAAUUAAUAUAAUGUAUUUAAGCUGCUUGUUUAAUUUGACCAACAGUACAAAGAUAUUGUAUAUAUAUAUGAGAACAAAAAAUGAAUUCAAUUAUCAUAUUUGAGAAGCAGAAAAGCCAAUAUUAGCUUACAGGUAGAACAAAUGGUUAUUCAGGUGUUUCAGAAGAUCAGACAUGGGUCAGAGUAGCACUUCCUUAAACAUUGCUUUGUGGGGUGUUUAAGCCUACUUUGCCAUGUACUUUAACCAUAUAAUGCUUUAUGUUUCUUUGUAGUAUUAUAUUUUCAGAUGCUUUAAAACCUUAAUGCCGAGAACCAGUUGCUCUUUAAUACUGCUAAGUAUCUCAAAGUUGUAUACUGGAUAGCUAAGCAGGACCUGUGUUUCAGAAACUGUUUUAAUAUAGAAUAGUUUAUUUAGUUCAUUGUUUUUAAAACACAUCAUGGAUAUGUUGAUAAUAUAUAUCUCUGUAAUGAGAAUUAAACCACCGUGUCAUUGUUUAGCGGCUGGUUUUCAUUAUCACUGUGAUGCUAAAGUGAGAGGGAAACACACAGAUGUCCUACAGAAUGUGUGGGAUGAAAGUCUUACAAACUAUCGAAGGAGAUAUCGUCACAUUUUCGCCUUUUUGCGGACGUUUUGUUGAUCAAGCAUGUGGUUAUUCAACACCGCCCUUGUUUUUGUUUAUGUAGUCGCACAAAUUCAUAUUGAGGUGAAGUCCAGUGAAGCUGCAGCCUUCUGUUGUGGGCUCUGCUGUUACAGUAGUGCUUACGUACCCCUACGUUUUAUAACCAAUAGGCAUUUAAGUCUUCUUGUUAAAAUCCACCUUCCAACCUUUGGACUGCUGACCCCGUUUUUACCUUUGUAUCAAUGGACAGCUGCUCUGUUCCUUCCUCUACGCCCAUAAUUCUAUUUUGAAAACAUUUGAUUAUCAUUUGCAUUCCUCUUAAACUACAGCAGAUCUUUCCUUUUCAUCUGUGGACCUCUUUGUUUUUCCCUCUCUACUACCCCAAUCUUUUUUUUUUUCUCUUUAUGAUUACAUAAAAGGGUGUAGCUGUGCUUGAUCUGCAUAAAGCCUGGACUUCUUUCAUAUAACCAUCUUUGUAAUGAAAACAAAUAUGGGCAAAACAAAUGCUUUUCAAUGCUUUAAUGGAACUGAUGCUGUAUAAUCUUGAGUUACAUAAGUCAAUAGCAGUUGUGAUUAAGAUCACUUUUCUUGAAAGUGUUGACAUCUGUCACUCACUUUCCUCUUAA
Messenger RNA from Eleginops maclovinus (Patagonian blennie), 4092 nucleotides. RefSeq names its product calcium channel, voltage-dependent, gamma subunit 7b (gene cacng7b). The record is from RefSeq and is a predicted model, not a curated record. The transcript is spliced from 6 exons. Gene Ontology annotation, biological process: regulation of AMPA receptor activity; neurotransmitter receptor transport, postsynaptic endosome to lysosome; positive regulation of synaptic transmission, glutamatergic. Gene Ontology annotation, cellular component: AMPA glutamate receptor complex; postsynaptic density membrane. The coding region runs from base 248 to 1264 and encodes 338 amino acids. Gene Ontology annotation, molecular function: channel regulator activity; voltage-gated calcium channel activity. NCBI's taxonomy places the organism in Eukaryota, Metazoa, Chordata, Actinopteri, Perciformes, Eleginopidae.